AUUUUACUCAUUUCCACCACCUUAACAGUAGCAAAUGGAAUCUUUCACCACCAGGAAGAGGAAGAUCCUCUCGCCUCAAUCGAGCAGGACCUAGCCCAACUUCAACCGGCAGUUCCAGCAGCAGUUCCAGUGGCAAUUGCCAAACCUCCCUGUCUUCACCAUCACGUCAGGCCUCAGGUGGUAGUACAAAGGGUCCCAAUACCAAUUUUGGUCACCCAUAGAGUUCCCUACCCGGUGGUGCAAAAAGUUCCGGUUCAGGUGCCAGUGCAAAAACUUGUGCCACAGCCUUAUCCAGUAGUCAAGCACGUGCCCGUUCCAGUGCCUCAGCCUUAUCCAGUAGUCAAGCACGUGCCCGUUCCAGUGCCUCAGCCGUAUCCAGUCGUCAAGCACGUUCCAGUGAAAGUUCCACAACCUGUUCCAUACCCGGUCCCAACGCCUGUUCACGUGCCCCAACCGGUGCCCGUUUACAAGGCAGUUCCCGUCUACAAGGCGGUUCCCGUUCCGCAGCCGGUCCCCGUGCCGGUUCCCCAUCCCGUUGAGGUGCACCGCUACGUGCCCUUUGAGGUGCUGAAAACGGUCCGCAUUCCCCAACCUUAUCCGAUUCUGAAACACGUCCCAGUGCCCGUGCCUCAGGCUGUUCCGGUUCCGGUUCCGGCGCCGACUCCGGUCGCAUAUCCGGUCCCGGCUCCCUCAUACGGUCCUCCUGCACCCUCUUCUUAUGGUCCUCCAGCUGCUCCAGUGGCACUUCCGGUUCCUUCAUAUGGCCCACCACCAAUCGCUGCGCCAAUCGCUGCCCCAAUUGCUGCUGCUGCUGCUGCUUUUGGCCCACUGACGGGCAUUUCCGGCCCGGCAAUUGGGCCGCUUUUUGGAUCCGCCGCCGCCGGGAUCGGUAGUUUUGGAGGCUUUGGAGGGGGAUUUCCAGCUGGAGCAGCACUGGCUUCACCAAUUUCCUCCUUUGGGGCUCCCUCUCUUUCAUUUCCCGGUUUUGGGGCAAGUUAUGGAG
Messenger RNA from Rhagoletis zephyria (snowberry fruit fly), 1003 nucleotides. Lineage: Eukaryota; Metazoa; Arthropoda; Insecta; Diptera; Tephritidae. The record is from RefSeq and is a predicted model, not a curated record.